Messenger RNA from Prorocentrum cordatum, 178 nucleotides. NCBI's taxonomy places the organism in Eukaryota, Dinophyceae, Prorocentrales, Prorocentraceae. The record is from the annotation of a GenBank genome assembly.
AACUAUUGCGCCAGCUUCCAGCACGCGUGCUUCUAUGCCGCGGCCGAUGCUGUGGGAGACGACGCUGUUGUGCACGCGAACGGGUGCACGGUGGCGGAUUCUGAGGGAGGUUACCUGCGAAGACGACAUGUCCGUGUUCCCCAACACAAACGACAUGAUCUGCGGUUGCACCUCCGAG